This is a messenger RNA of Pelodiscus sinensis (Chinese soft-shelled turtle), 1427 nucleotides long. RefSeq names its product microtubule interacting and trafficking domain containing 1 (gene MITD1). The record is from RefSeq and is a predicted model, not a curated record. Gene Ontology annotation, biological process: midbody abscission. Gene Ontology annotation, cellular component: midbody. Lineage: Eukaryota; Metazoa; Chordata; Testudines; Trionychidae.
GGUGCUGAAAGGUACAAAAGAUGAAACAAAAAAAUCUCAUUACAGACAAAAAAUAUCUGCCUACAUGGAAAGAGCUGAAGCAAUUAAAAAAUGUAUUGCAAAAGAGAGAGAAGAUGGUAAAUACCACAAGCAAAUUAAAAUUGAAGAGAAUGCAACAGGUUUCAGCUAUGAGAAGGUUUUCCAAGACUACCUUAAUGAGACUGUUACAGAAGUUUGGGUAGAGGAUCCAUACAUCAGGCAUAUUCACCAGUUGUACAACUUCUUACGAUUCUGUGAGAUGAUUGUUAAGGGGCCCUGCAAAGUGAGAACUAUCCACCUCCGCACUUCCUAUGAUGAUGGCAAUGGAAAGAAUCAGCAGACAAGUUGCCUAGAAGAAAUAAAGCAAUCACUAAAGAACUAUGGAAUAACACUGAAUGUCUCAUUUUCAUCUUCGAUCCAUGAUCGAGAAAUAAAAUUCAACAAUGGAUGGAUGAUUAAGAUUGGAAGAGGGCUUGAUUAUUUUAAGAAACCACAAGGUCGAUUUUGUCUUGGAUACUGUGACUUUGAUUUGAGACCAUGUCAUGAAACAACAGUGGAUGUCUUUCAUACUAAACACACAAAGAAAACAUGACCAAAUAUUUAUAUUUAAUUACUGCUCUUCCAAGCUUAAAAUGCCUGCUUUUAAUGUCUCUCAAUUAUAUGUACUGUAUAUUUUUAUGGAAUAAAUUUUUAUAUUUUUGAUUACUUGCAGUUUGUUUGAAUCAAAAUUUCUCUGUAUAUAUAACAAUUCUUCCUUCGGAACUACAAAAUGACAUCACAUCACUCUGCAUGCCUCCACCCUCAUCUACGCAACCUCCUUCUUCAUUCCUCCCCGUGCUCUGGAGAGCUGCAAGCUGUACUCCUUCCCUCCUCCCCGGUGCACAGGCAUUGGACUUUCACUGUGGGCCAGAGGGGAGACAUGGAGCAGCUGGCCACACACUGGCCCUUGUGCCUCACUCCUCAGCCCAAGUGAUAUGUGGAGUGGAACAGGGGGGAAAGCAGAAGCAGUCCAGGCCCUGCUCAGUGGCAGGUGUCCCAUGGGGCCCGACAGAUGGGAGAAGGGGCUACUUGCACACAGGAACAGUUUUAGCAACACUGGUUGUAGAACCCAAAGGGAAAUCCGGGUAGGUCGUGUCUUUGCUUGUUGGGCUGCCCAUUUGUUGGAGGGGCAGCAUGUGCGUAGGGAGGGAGAAAGGGGCAUAGGUGUAUGUAGGGAGGGAUGGUGAGAUAUAGGAAUGGAGGCAGGAAGAUGGGCAGUGUGAGGAUGUAGAGGGGGAAGGGUUAGGGAUGGAUGGUGGGUGUACGAAUGGAAGCAGGGGAAUUGUGGUAUAGAGAUGGAGGUGGGGGGAAGGAUGGAAGGAGGAGGGAUGGGCAGUGGGCCAUGGAGCUCCAGUAUAAGGAUUAGCAGC